UGAUCGUUUGUUGCGCGCCGAAUUGAGAAUUGAAAAAUUUUCGUUCGAGUCAACAGUCAACUGACAUUUUCGUUUCGACUUAGUAAAACCUCUGAGAAUUCGACCUGUUGCUGCGACCUUUGGUACUCUUGGCGAUGCCGAAGCUGCGGACAAACUGGUGACCGCAGUUGGUUGAGGUCGUAAGUCGCGAGAGAGUAAAACUUGAAGCUCGCCCGAGACAACCGAGAGAGGAUGGCCGGCAACAUCAAGGUCGGGGUGCGGAUGCGGCCGGCGAUCGCCAGGGAGGAGAACGAGCCGCUGCGGUGGAAGGUUCAGGGCGAGCGCCGCGUCAGCCGCUUCGACGCCGACUCGCAACGCCUCACAAACCCUUUGGAAUUCGACCACGUCUUCUGCGACACGGCCACAAACACGGACAUCUUCAACACUCUGGUGGAGCCGCUGGUGCAGAAUGCCGUCAAGGGCUUCAACGCCACCAUCCUCGCCUACGGACAGACCUCCUCUGGCAAAACCCACACCAUGAUUGGAAACGCGCAGGACCGAGGCAUCGUUCCGCUGACCAUGGAAAAUAUUUUCCACGCCAUCGACACCCUGCCCGAGGAGCGCAGUUUUCUGCUUGGGGUUUCCUUUCUGGAGGUGUACAAUGAAAAGGUGCGCGACCUUUUGAAUCCUGAGAAAAGCGACCUGAAGGUGUUUGAGACGCCAGACGGCAACAUUUCGACCGACUGCCACGUCGAAAUGGUCAACACGUCCACCCAGAUGAUUGAGCUGAUGGACCAGGGCAACAAGAACAAGUCUAUCGGCGAGACCAACAUGAACGAACGCAGCUCGCGCUCGCACACCAUCUUCAGAAUUACGAUUGAGAGCCAGGGUCAGAAGUGCGACGAGGGCGGCGUGGCGCGCGUCUCCCAGAUCAACCUGGUGGACCUGGCAGGGUCUGAGCGCGCGUCCCAAACCGGCGCCACCGGCCAGCGCUACAAAGAGGGCUGCGCCAUCAACCGCUCCCUGCUGCAACUUGGAAACGUCGUCCAGAAGCUCAGUGAGGACAAAGGGGAGUUCAUCGACUACCGCAGCAGCAAACUCACUCGAAUUCUGCAGCCGUCUCUCUCCGGGAAUGCGAACAUUGUCAUGAUUUGCAAUGUGACACCAUUCAGCGCCGACCAGACGGCCAACACUUUGCUUUUUGCUUCGAGGGCAAGUACGAUCAAACUGGAUCCUCACCUGAAUGAAAUCAUGGACGAUGCUACCCUGCUAAAGCGCCACACGAAAAGGAUCCACGAGCUGGAGAAGAACCUUCAGGAGGCUUCCCUGCUCAAAGAGAAGAAUCAGACUUUGGAGAAGGAGAUCGAGAAGUUGAAAGACAUGCUGAUUGUUUCUCGACUGCCUCCAUAUAAACAGGACCGACAGAGAGCGCUGCGGCGCCAGACUUGGGGCGGUCCAGCCUUCAAACUGACCCUGGACGAGCAGGACGCUGAGAAUGAGACGAACGCAAACAUGUUGGACGCGAUCCGGUCUGUGCCUGUAAUGCGGCCCCUUUUGGAGGAGCGCAAAGUGUCCCUGCCCGAGAGCGUCACUGUCAGAGGCGACGACCUUGACCAUUCUGUCUGCAUGUCCAUUGACGAGUUCGAAAACAUCACACCAUUUGCAGACCCCAGCGGGGCGGAGACGCCGCCGUCGAAACUGCGGUCGGAGGUGGCCAGUCUGCGGCAACAGCUGGCGGCCAAGGCUGCCGCGACCCCCGUCCUGAGAGAGCGCAUCGCCCUUCUCGAGCGGGCUAAGAGCCCGGCUGAGGGCACACCGGCGCCGCAGCUGCGGGAGCGCAUCAGGACGCUCGAGGAAAGGCUCCAGGCCGAGCAGUCCGAGGGCGAAAACUUCCGCCGGACGCUUGAGCUGGUGCAGGACGAGCUGCAGAGCAAGACCGAGGCGCUGCAGGCCAAGACGCGCGAGUUUGAGCUCGCGGACAGGCCAGAAGCUCCAGGCACACCGGUCGCCGUCCUCCACGACAGAAUAAAGCAGCUGCAGGAGAUGUCGCGGGAGCUGCCGGGGACGCCGCCGGCGCUGCUGCGGAAGAGGAUGAGGGCGCUGGAGGCGGAGUGCGCCGCGGUCGAGCGCGAGUUGGACGAGCUGCGCGAAUUCACCACCCUCGAGCGGCAAAUGUUCGUCAAGGAGGUGCACCACGAGAACGCGCAGCUGCGACUCUCGCUGGCCGACUUCGAGCAGGUGUGCCGCGACCUGCGCAAGGACAACGCCAACCUUGGCCUGCGCAACCACGACCUUGGAGAGCAGCUCGACCAAGUCUCUGCCGCGCUCGACGCCCUCACCAAGGAGACCGAGACCAACAAGCUCUGGAACUCCAAGGCCAACGAGCAGCAGCUUCUCUGGAAGAAGGAACUGGACCAGUGCCGGCAGCAGAUGACGGAGAUGAAGAACCAGUCACAGGACUGGGUGGACGAGAAGGAGAUGCUGAAGGGCCGGUACGAGUCCAAGAUCAGGGAGCUGACGGCGUCGCUGGAAGAGGCAUGGGCGUCGCAGCAGGCCAGGGCAGACGGCGCCUGUCAGACCGAGGGCGACGAGGAGCCGAGCUGGGCCGAGACGAGCGUGCAGACCGACCACGACCUGGAGCAGCUGCCGGCGUCCAGCUCACAGGUCGAGGACCUGCAGCGGCGGCUGGUCGAGGCCGAGCGCCGUCUUUCCGUAGCGUCGCACAAGCUCGAGGCCAGUUCGCAGACUGACCACGACGACGACCAGCUGCUGGCCUUCGAGCAAAGGCAGGACCGAGAGGCUCGAGACCUGCACAUUCCUCAGCAGCAGAGCCAGGAGGACAGGCUCAGGUUCGAGGGGAUGGAGGCCGAGGUGGCGGACCUGCGGCUGGAGGCGGCCCAGGCCAGUGACCGAGCCAAGCAGGUGGAAGAGUUGUCGCGGGAGGCGGCGGAGGCAGCGCGCGUCCUUAGGGAGGAGAAGGACGAGCUGAUCGCCAGGGUGCAGAGAUUGGAAGGGGAGGGGGAGGAGGCUCGCGAGCGACUGUUCUUCGUGGUGCAGGAAAAGGACAAUUUGCAGACGCAGCUUGAGUAUCAGCAGGAGGCGCUCAACUUCAACCUGGCUGAGCUGAAGCGGCUGAAGGAGGAGGGCCGCGAGCAGCUGCGGGAGGCCGAGGAGCGGGUGCGCCGCCUCGAGUCCCAGUCGCAGGUCUUUGAAUUCCACCACGACUCGAUGACCUUGGCCGCCGCCUCCGAGGUCGAGCAGCAGCUGCGCGACCAGGUCGCCCGGCUCGAGGCCCGGCUCGCAGAAAUGGGGCUCGAGCAGCAGCGCUCCGACCUCUCCCUGCGGAACCACAACCUGGAGGAGAAGCUGUCUGAAACCUUGGAGCAGAUCCAGCAGCAGGGUCUUCUGUCUGAGCUGGUCGGCCAACUGUCGGCGCCGUCGCCACAAAUCGAAGAGUUUAUCGCCCGGCAGCUGCAGGAGCUCAAGGAGGCCAAGGAGGAUUUGGUGGCGGCCAACCAGUCCCUCAAGGACCAACUGCAGCAGAAAACCGAUGCCCUGUCUUCCAAGGAGAGUAUUUUCGAGACUUUUGCGGCGCAUCUGAAAAAACAGCUACAGGAAGUGGCCACGGAAGAGGUGAAUACUGAAUCUGAUGAUCUGCAGGCUCUUCAUGAGCAGCUGUUGGCCGCGUUCAUGACCAAGUCAAAGGCCAUUUACUCGGACCUGCAAGGUGAAAUCAAAACUCUGCAGGAGAAGUUGCGCAAGGAAAAGCAUCUUCUGGAGGAGCAGUCUGAGGCCGUGCAAGUGCUGAAGAGAGAAGAGCAGCAAUUAGUCAAGGAGAAAGAGCUGAAGAUUGCCGAGCUAGAGGCCGAGUUGGAGGAAUGUCGAAGGGCGGCUGAGGCCGUUCUGGACGAUUCUCAGCCAACCAUGAACGGAAAGGAGUUGGGCUUGGCACUGCAGCUGAAUGAAACGCGCGACUGCCUGGAAAUGACCGUGGCUGAGGAGCGCCGGUUGCGAGCCGACGUGGCCCAGAAGGAGCAACAGUUGGCCGACCUGCAAGAUCGCGCCGCCCAACUCGAGGCUGACCAACUCGGUCUGCGCGCCCUGCUUGAUGAGACCAUGAAAGUUGCAGAGGCGGCCAAGGAACAACAAUCAGCAGAUAAAGUCAAGUGGGAGGCCAAGCUGGAGGAAUUGAGGCGGCAAGUGAUGGAGGCGGAGGCGCUCGAGGUGAAAACCUCGGAAGAGCUGAUGGACAAAGUACAGCAACUUGACGUCCUGGCCGCUGCCGAGGCGGAGGCCAAGAGGUCGGUGGCCUGCCUGGAGGCCGCGCUGGCCGCGGCCGAGCUGCAGAGGGAGGCGGACCGGAGGGAGGCCGAGAAGGCGCUCCAAAGUGAGCGGCUCAGGCUUGAGCAAAAGUCUGCAAAGGUGGAAGCGCUGCGCGCCCAGGUCGUCGAACUCACCGCAGCCAAACAGGAACUUCAGACGCUGCAGGGGAAGGUGGGGGAGUUGGCGGCGUCGAGCGCGGAGGUGUCAGCGGCUCGGACCAAGCUGCAGGAGGUGGGGGCGGCCCUGGAGGCGGCGGGGACGAGGGCGGCCGAACUGGAGGCGCGGCUCGAGCUGGCGCAGCGCGAGGCCGAGGCGCGCGCCAAGUUCGCGCGGCAGCUUGAGGAGGAGCUGGCGUGCGUCAGGGCGUCGCAAGACACCCUGGCCGACGCCUCCCUGCAACUGCCCACCCUGGACGCGCGCGGCCUAGAGCAGGCCCUGGCCCUUGAGGCCCAAAACCUGCGCCACGUCGAGGCCCGAGAGGAGCUGGAGGCCGAGCUUGCUGCCCUCAGGGUCACCCUGAGCGAGACCAACACCACCCUGGCCCUGCAGGCUGAUGAGCUCAGGGUCGACCGAGAGGCGCUGCUCAGGGUGCGCGCAGAAAAGGGGCGUGUCGACGACCAACUCGCGGCCCUUGAGGAACAACUGGCCAAACGCGGUCAGCAGACCGAAGAGCUCAGGGCGCGCCUCGCCGCCUUUCAGGCGGAAUUGGUGGAGGAAGGUGUACGUCAGGACAACGCGCGCUUCGAGGUGGAAUUGCGGCUGCAGCAGCAGAUAGAGUUGGUGGCGACGCUCGAAACCAAAAUCACCGAGACCAACACGCUGCUCAACAAGGUAGGCGGGGAGCGGGACGUGCUGGCGAUCAGGGUGGGUGAGCUGCGCGAGCAGGUGGCGACCCUGAGCGUGGGCCGCGUCGAGCUAGAGGAGAAGGUGAAGGAGGCGGACGCGGAUUACGAGGAGCUGCUGGUGGCGUACCGGGAGGUGGAGGCCAAGGGGCGGGCGUUCCACGCGCAGGCCGUGCGCCUGCGCGAGGACAAGGAGGGCCUGGAGGCGGCCCUGAGCGCCGCCCUGGCGCGUCAGGAUUCAGGUCGGCUCGAGGCGCGCGUGGCCGAGUUGCAGGGGCAGCUGGUGGUGGCGCGCCGCGACCUCUCCACCGCCAGGGGCGAACUCAUCCACCUCCGCCUCAACCCCCAUCCGCCCCCAGAUCUCUCCUACAAAGCCACCUGCGCCGAACUCGAGCGCAAGGUCGCGCACCUCCAGAAACAGGUGAAGGAGUUGGAGGUGGAGGCGACGUUGGCACGCAUGAAGAGGGAGGUGCGGCCAGAGGGCGUCGAGUGCGGGGUGCAAACGGCCGCCCCCAGGGUGCAGGACAGCGGCGUGCAGGUGCCCCCCGACAACGAGGCGCUCUUUGACCAGCUCGAGGGCUUCACCCCCGCCAGCGCCAUCACCGAGGCGGGCCGGUUGUACGGGAUGCGCGAGCAGAUUAGGGCGCUCACCGUCAGAAACGAAGAACUUGUCAAGGACCGCAAGUUGUUCAAGGACGUGCUGCGCAAACGCCUCGCCACCAUCAAGAGCCUCGAGGCGCAGAUCGCUGGCAGGGAAACCCACCCCGGGCAGGAGAACAAAACAAACCCCCUUGCCCACAAGAACUGAACUUUUCCUUCCCUCGCCUUCACUUUCCUUUCGUUUGUGUAAUUAUUGUAACAAUUUUUAUUUGUGAAUUUGCUCUCUUUGCAACACCAACAUAAUAAAGAUACAAGAUAAUCAAGAA
This is a messenger RNA of Neocloeon triangulifer, 6070 nucleotides long. RefSeq lists its product as uncharacterized. Lineage: Eukaryota; Metazoa; Arthropoda; Insecta; Ephemeroptera; Baetidae. Gene Ontology annotation, cellular component: microtubule. Gene Ontology annotation, biological process: mitotic cell cycle; microtubule-based movement. The transcript has 22 exons. Gene Ontology annotation, molecular function: ATP binding; microtubule binding; plus-end-directed microtubule motor activity. The coding region runs from base 232 to 5952 and encodes 1906 amino acids. The record is from RefSeq and is a predicted model, not a curated record.